Molecule: messenger RNA, 1803 nt
Organism: Symbiodinium sp. CCMP2456
Lineage: Eukaryota; Dinophyceae; Suessiales; Symbiodiniaceae
Source: the annotation of a GenBank genome assembly
AUGCGCACAUGCUUACAUGUGUACGUGCACGCGCGCGCGCGCGUGUGUGUGUGUGUGUGUGUCAGCUGCUUCACUUCGGCGCCGCAGGCGACCGUCGAGCAGUAUGAGAUUCAUUGGGCCCAGCUGUCUGGAUCUACGGCCACACCGGUUUCAUUGGUGGAGACAAUUACGACGGCUUCCGACAAUGAGACCCUUCUGUUUGAGAUGAUCGACUCCUAUGGUGAUGGUUGGAACGGCGCGUACUACUACAUUCGGACGUCAACCGGAGAGUCUGUGGCAGAGGGCACCUUUUUUAGCGGCUAUGGUGCGACACACACCAUUGGCGUCUCAGCAGGAGCAACGUUGACACUUACUGUGUCACAAGGUAGCUGGCCAUCAGAGAUCUCAUGGGUGCUCAAGACCGCCAGCGGCGAGGAGAUCCUGACCUCGGGGGCGGAGACAUUUCCUGAGAACCGGCAGUUUCGUGUGCCAGGCACGGGUAUCUCCAACUCUGAGAACGUCCACAUCGACGGAGAGAUGGUUCAAGUGACCCUGCCAGCGGGCACAUCUGCUCCUUCGGGUGCCGACCAGAUCCUGGCACUGUCCAGGCUCGCAUCGGGGAGCACGUCCAUUGCUGUAUGGGUUGCACUGAAUGAUUUCGCACCCCCGUCUGCGUCGCCAACUUCCAUUCAGUUCCAAGACACGGAUUCCGGUAUCAGACAGAUCGCCGGCGUGAUUACCCUUGGAAGGGCUUCAGACGAGUCUGCCAUCUCGGGCUACAAGGUAUACUUUGGCAGCAGUGCGACGCAGAAGCUUCCGCCAGCAGUCCUACCUGGACUUGCGUACAAGCUCUUUGUAUUCCCACAGGGCAGCUCGUUGCCUUCCCUGGACGGCCGUGCGCCGACUUCGGAGGGUGUCCAUGCCUCGCUGGAUUUCGUGAGGCAAGACUUUGGGUCGCCGGAAGCUUUCAACACGGGCUUCGCUAUACGAUGGACGGGCUUCCUCCACAUCGCGACUGCCGGGACCUACUACUUCCAGACUUUUUCGGAUGGCUGCAAGGUCUACUUGCAUGGAGACGUGCUGAUCGAUGAUGAUGUCUUCAAGACCAACGCGUCGUGGAGCCAGGGAACCAGCGUGUUCCUUGAGCAAGGAGCACACUCGCUCCAGGUCGACUACUUCUUCGCACAGGCCGCAGCGGCCCCGGAGGGCACGAUGGUGCUGAGUUACUGGGGGACCGACUCAAGCGAUAUGUGGAUGCCGGUGCCGGCAGACAAGCUCUCUCAUGGAGUGAACGAGACCGACUGGAUUGCUUACGUGAGUGUAUCUGCACAAGGCGAUCCCUUGACAGUGGACUUGGCGAGCACCCCGGUGCGCGAGAACGCCACCCACCUUCUGGCCUUCGGCGCCUCGAGCACCGGAGAUAGCGUGCAGUUUAUUGCGACCCCCUUCAGUGAUUUGGUCUUGCCGACUGCUGUGGCCUCGAAUGUCACCUUCGCAGACUCUGAUCCUGCCAUUGGCCAGUAUGCUGGUCCUGUGACCUUCUUGCGUGGAGAAGACGAAGACUCCAUUACACAUUACCUGCUCUUUUGGGGCAGCAGCACCUUAGCUGCCUUGGCUGUUGAGCUGCUUCUGUCGCUUCUGUGUUCUUUCGCUGUGCUCCUGUGCGCAGUGUCGUACGAGAGGUCCAACAUCGCCCUCCAUGGACCUGGGUGUCCUCGCCAGCGUCUCCGUGGCACCGUCCUUUACGUGCGUGCCGAUCGGUGGGUACUAUUACGGUAUAACAACCUUGGGUUCGACAUGGACCUUCGUCUCGAAUGCGGAUGA